Messenger RNA from Ogataea haglerorum, 1611 nucleotides. RefSeq lists its product as uncharacterized. The coding region runs from base 1 to 1611 and encodes 536 amino acids. Lineage: Eukaryota; Fungi; Ascomycota; Pichiomycetes; Pichiales; Pichiaceae. Gene Ontology annotation, cellular component: meiotic nuclear membrane microtubule tethering complex; nuclear envelope. Gene Ontology annotation, molecular function: protein-membrane adaptor activity. The transcript has a single exon. The record is from RefSeq and is a predicted model, not a curated record. Gene Ontology annotation, biological process: nuclear envelope organization.
AUGAAAAUACAAGACAAGCUAGAGCAGAUAGCGUCGGGGUUCGAUUUGUCGGCGUCGGACGACGAGGCGAGUUUUCUGGGACGGCAGGACGUCGAGUACUUGAAUCGUCAGUUUUCCAGGCAAAAAAACUCGCCAGAAGUCGCGGACAAUGAAUCUGACGAGGAGUGGGUGGAUGAGGAUGAAGAGUCGUAUGAUGAGUCUCUUGACGAGACCAUUGUUGAGUCCAGCGAAGAAGAGAAAAUGCAGGAACCGGACGUGGAGCCUCCUGCGUUCUUGAAAUCCAAAACCAUCGUGUACAUCAUCAAGACGUUUCCUGUGCUAGUCAUGAUCUUGUUCCUGAUGGUGAUUGCGCGUCUGGCAUCCGCUGGCAGCUACUACGACAAUAUAGUGGAUCUGGGGCUAGUGCAUCACAAGUUCAGAGGUUUUGAGAAGAAGCUUGGCGAAAUUGGUGAGAGAUUGGAGCAGCUUUCCAAUACGCAUAAUAACAAUGAUGUGCACAAAUUGGAGCUUAUCGAAGAGCAAAUACAGCAAUUACAGAAGAACGAGCACAUCUCGGAUCGCGAAAUCAAGCAUCUCGUGCAGAAUGCUGUCAUCGAGUUUCUCCAAGAAUCCUUGGACGAAAAGCUAGAACAACUGGUGUCUGACAAGAUGGGGCAUCUAGAUUCUGUCAUGGAAGAGCGAAUCUCGCAGCUCGAAAUCGAAAAGCUGACGGACAAGAUGUCGCAUGAGGUGCUGGAAAAAGUGGAUACUCAGAUAUCUUCGGUGAGUUCUCAGCUCGAAGCUCUUCAAUCAGCAGGCUACUCCGAGCAGGAGAUAGAGACUACACUGUCGCGACUGGUGCAACACGAGUUCAACCAGCGCCUGGAGCCGCGUGUUGCCGGUAUUUCGAACUACGCGAGCUACGAUCGCGGCGCUCGGGUUUUAAAGAAGUACACCACCCUGCCCAAGCUGAAACGCGUCCGCACAAAAGUUGUUGACCGUGUUCUUCACGGUUGGCUUGAUUUCAUAAGGCGAACCAUACAGGGCCACAAGCGUACUUUGACGGGCUUGAACAAUGUCGAGCUCACGAGCUCGGAAAACUCGCCGGCAAACGUUUUGGUGGACAGUUCGCAGUACUGGCAGGCUCUGGCGCAGGACCUUCCGAUCACGUUUGGGGUCCAAUUGAGCGAGCCUGUGUAUCUGCGUCAGGUCGGUCUGUACCAUCCACGCGUCUCGUCGCUUGCCGAGUGUGCUCCGCGCCACGUCUCACUUCUAGUAGAGCCGGCCAACUCCAAGCAAGCUAAACUGCUACGAAACAAGCUCGCAAUUUAUUACAACCAGGAUCUUGUAUUCUCGCACCUUCGCGGGCUCGCCAAGGUGAGCGAGUUUGAAUUCCAGGCAUCAGGCGGCCAAAGCUACCAAACGUUCCCGUUUUCGCGCGAGAUCCUUAUGAUCUUGGACGAGUUCCCGGUGAAAAACGUCGUGCUGGUUGUCGAGGACAACUGGGGCCACAAAGAAGUUGUGGUUCUUUACGGGCUAAAAGUGUUUGGGCUGAAUGAGUUUGAGAUGAAAGCGACGAGAGUGACGAGAUCCGACGAAAUAAUAAAUUUGGGCGAAGAUAGUGUAUUUUAG